AUGCAGCAGAAAGCCUCAACCUUUGUAACACAGAGGGGAGGAAGUAAUAUCUCCUCAACUGACUUCACUGACCCUUCAACAGAGGCUUUGCUUACACAUUCUUCCAAGAGCUCAAGUUAUUCGUCUUCACCAAAUGAUCUUGCAGCUAUUGGAAGUAGCCACCAACCAAUUAACAUCUCAACUACGGAAACAAGGACUUCUGAUGUGCAUACUUCCAGUUCCUAUAUUUCAGUGACGUUCACCGGAGCGUCAGAGAGGACCUUAACGUCUCUAACAAACAGCAGCACAUUCCCUGAUGCAGCAGAAAGCUCCACUUCUAACUUAGGAAAUAUCAAGUCUUCAGAUUUACCCCAGCCCUCGUCUGCUGUAGCACAGGCUGGAGGAAAUAAUAUCUCGUCUAGUGACUUCACUGAGCCUUCCACAGAGCCUUUGCUUACGCAUUCUUCCAAGAUCCCAAGUUAUUCGUCUUCCCCAAAUGAUCUUGCAGCUAUUGGAAGUAGCCACCAACCGAUUAACAUCUCAGCUACAGAAACAAGGACUUCUGAUGUGCAUACUUCCAGUUCCUAUAUUUCAAUGACGUUCACCGGAGCGUCAGAGAGGACCUUAACGUCUCUAACAAACAGCAGCACAUUCCCCGAUGCAGCAGAAAGCUCCACUUCUAACUUAGGAAAUAUCAAGUCUUCAGAUUUACCCCAGCCCUCGUCUGCUGUAGCACAGGCUGGAGGAAAUAAUAUCUCAUCUAGUGACUUCACUGAGCCUUCCCCGGAGCCUUUGCGUACGCAUUCUUCCAAGAUCCCAAGUUAUUCAUCUUCCCCAAAUGAUCUUGCAGCUAUUGGAAGUAGCUACCAACCGAUUAACAUCUCAACUACAGAAACAAGGACUUCUGAUGUGCAUACUUCCAGUUCCUAUAUUUCAGUGACAUUCACCGGAGCGGCAGAGAGGACCUUAACGUCUCUAACAAACAGCAGCACAUCGCCUGAUGCAGCAGAAAGCUCCACUUCUAAUUUUGGAAAUAUCAAGUCUUCAGAUUUACCCCAGCCCUCGUCUGCUGUAGCACAGGCUGGAGGAAAUAAUAUCUCAUCUAGUGACUUCACUGAGCCUUCCACAGAGCCUUUGCUUACGCAUUCUUCCAAGAUCCCAAGUUAUUCGUCUUCCCCAAAUGAUCUUGCAGAUCCUGCCACCAUUGCUCAUGUCCAGCAGUACCAUGCCUUGCAAGUACUCCCUUUAUGCUGA
Molecule: messenger RNA, 1233 nt
Organism: Mauremys mutica (yellowpond turtle)
Lineage: Eukaryota; Metazoa; Chordata; Testudines; Geoemydidae
Product: protein HEG homolog 1-like
Exons: 6
Coding region: 1-1233 (410 amino acids)
Biological process (GO): heart development
Source: RefSeq, a predicted model, not a curated record